GAGCCGGGAAGGGCCGUCCCGUCAUUGCGGGCAGCGCUGUGGGUGAGGAGCGAGGCUGGUGCGUCGGCGUCGGGGCCGGUCCCAGAGUUUUCCAGUCUGCUAAAGGUGCGGUGGAUAUACUAGAAUGGACACAGAGGAUUUCCCUCCACCACCACCAGAAGUUCUAGAGCAUGAACCAAAAGCCAUGGGUCUGAAUGACGAAGAGGAGGAUGAGGGAGAACAGUUUGAUUUUGAUAGUGGAGAUGAGAUACCAGAAGCAGACAGGCAAGCCCUUGUGCCACCUCUUCCUGGUCCUGGAAAUUACAUAGAAAACCAAGAGGCUGGUGCUGCAGGAGGUGAUAAUUUAGAAAACACUGAGAAGCUGCAAACAUCAGAACCUGCUGUAGAAGGCACUCCAGCCAAAGUAAAUCCCUACUCAGUCAUAAAUAUUUCCCCAAUCCAAGAUAAGGAUCCAUCCUCAUCACCAGAACCAAGUCCUCAAGAUGAAUGUGCAAGUCCCAGCCUGUCCGGUGGAUAUUCUGUUCCUGUCCCUUGUGGAUAUGCUGUGCCAUCCAACUUACCUUUGAUACUGCCAGCAUACUCCAGCCCUGUCAUCAUACGCAGUGUUUCUGUCGAUGAAGAAGGUGCACAGUCAGCAGCUGAAGAAUGUCAUUAUAAUUCGGUAAACUUGGAGGACCCUCAGAAUAGUGAAGUUAACCAGACCAAGAAGGAGGAUGAUGUCCUGGCCAAAUGGGUUUCAGAUCCUGCAAAUACAGCAUGGAUGGAAAACCCGGAUGAAGUAAUUUAUGAUGAUGUGCCAAGAGAAGAUUCAGACUCUGAACCAGAGGAAAUGAUUUAUGAUGAUGUUGAAAACGGUGAUGAUGGUGGAAACAGCUCACUGGAAUAUGGGUGGAGUUCAAGUGAGUUUGAAAGCUAUGAAGAACAGAGUGAUUCUGAGUGUAAAAAUGGAAUUCCCAGCUCCUUUUUGCGAGGCAACCACAAGAGACAUCUUUCUCAUGACCUAAUGCGUUUAAAGGAACAUUAUGAAAAAAAGAUGAAAGAUUUGAUGUCAAACACUGUGGGAGCAGUAGAGAUUCAGCAACUAAAGCAAAAACAUGAGCUGAAGAUGCAAAAGCUUAUGAGAGCUGCUAGAGAAGGUACCAAAGAUGGACUUGAAAAGACAAAAGCAGCUGUGAAGAAGGGUCGUUCCUUCAUUCGGACAAAAUCUUUCAUUUCUCAAGAUCAUAGAUCAUCUUGUCUGGAAGAAGAAGAGCUAAAUUUAUUUAUUGAUGUGGACUGUAUGCAUACAGAAGCAAUUAUGACUCCUAUGCCUGAAGGAUUAUCACAGCAGCAGGUUGUGAGAAGGUAUAUUUUGGGCUCUGUAGUUGAUAGUGAGAAGAAUUACGUGGAUGCUCUCAAAAGAAUCCUGGAGCAAUAUGAGAAGCCCCUUUCAGAUAUGGAACCAAAAUUACUGAGUGAAAGAAAACUUAAAAUGGUCUUUUAUCGAAUUAAGGAAAUUCUUCAGUGCCAUUCAAUGUUUCAGAUUGCACUGGCGAGUCGUGUAUCUGAGUGGGACUCUGUUGAAAUGAUCGGUGAUGUCUUUGUUGCUUCAUUUUCUAAAUCUAUGGUAUUGGAUGCAUACAGUGAAUACGUAAACAACUUCAGUACAGCAGUUGGGAUUCUCAAGAAAUCUUGUGCCACCAAACCUGCCUUUUUAGACUUCUUAAAGCAGUGUCAGGAGUCAAGUCCUGAUCGCAUUACACUGUAUGGUUUAAUGAUGAAACCUAUCCAACGUUUUCCACAAUUCAUUCUACUAUUGCAGGAUAUGUUGAAGAACACUAGUAAAGGACAUCCUGACAGAUUACCUCUACAGAUGGCUCUUACAGAACUUGAGACACUGGCAGAGAAGUUAAAUGAAAGGAAAAGGGAUGCAGAUCAGCGCUGUGAAAUAAAACAAAUAGCAAAAGCAAUGAAUGAACGUUAUCUGAACAAGCUACUCAGCAGUGGAAACAGAUACCUCAUACGGACUGAUGAUAUGGUUGAGACAGUUUAUAAUGACAAAGGAGAAAUUAUCAAAACCAAAGAACGGCGACUUUUCAUGUUAAAUGAUGUGCUGAUGUGUGCAACAGUAAAUAUACGCUCUUCCUAUGAAAGCAGCGGCACCAUGACAACUGGCCAGAGGUAUUUAUUGAAGUGGAGUGUACCGCUGGGACAAGUGGACGUCAUAGAGUAUGGCAGCAGUGAAGGCCAAGGAGACAACUGCAGGUUCCCACCACAGUUCUCUGCUGAAAAUGUCAUCAUUAACUCUAAGCCAAACAAGCUCUAUAUGGGACCAGGGCAACUGUACCAUGAUCUUCAGAACCUUUUACAUGACUUGAAUGUACUUGGUCAAAUCAGCCAAUUAAUAAGCAGCCUUAAAGGAAACUAUCAGAACUUAAAUCAAUCUGUAGCCCAUGACUGGACCUCAGGUUUACAAAAACUGAUUUUGAAAAAAGAAGACGAAAUCAGAGCAGCGGAUCGCUGUAGAAUUCAGCUGCAACUCCCAGGAAAACAGGACAAGUCUGGGAGACCAACUUUCUUUACAGCUGUGUUCAAUACAUUUACCCCUGCCAUCAAACAGUCUUGGAUCAACAAUUUACAAAUGGCUAAACUGGCCCUUGCAGAGGAUAACCUGUUAGGUUGGUUCUGCAUAGAAGAUGAUGGGAAUCAAAUCAAAAAGGAAAAGCAUCCUCUCCUUGUUAGACACAUGCCAGUGAUGAUGGCCAAACAACAGGAGUUUAAGAUUGAAUGUGCUGCUUAUAAUCCUGAGCCAUAUCUUUCUGGAGAAACAGAGUCAGAUUCCUGUGCUGUGGAACAUGGUUUUCUUUGGAUUGGCAGUUGUACUAAUCAGAUGGGCCAGAUUGCAAUAGUCUCGUUUCAAAGCUCCAGCCCCAAGGUUAUUGAGUGCUUCAAUGUGGAAUCACGGAUUCUCUGCAUGGUGUACAUACCAGAGGAGGAGAAGCUGAAAGAGCUAAACAAAGCUCCAGACUCUGAAAGUGUUCUUACAAAAACGUGUAAUGUGCCUACUAUUUGCCUUGGCAUGGAAGAAGGAAGCAUUUCUAUUUACAAAAGUUGCCAAGGCUCAAAGAAGAUUCGGCUUCAACACUUCUUCACUCCUGAAAAAUCAACUGUUAUGAGCUUAACAUAUAGGUCACAGUACUUGUUUGCUGGCUUGGUAAAUGGAAACAUUUCAAUCUACACAAAAGCAGAAGAUGGGACAUGGAACACAGAACCUCAGAAGAUAGUUAAACUGGGGGUUCUGCCUGUUAGAAGUCUGCUUGUGAUGGAGGAGACCAUUUGGGCUGCAUGUGGUGGACAAAUUUUUAUAAUCAGCACUGUGACACAUUCCAUACAGAACCAUUUUGAAGCCCAUCAAGAGGAAGGGAUGGUAAUUUCUCACAUGGCUGUGGCUGGAGUGGGAGUCUGGAUUGCCUUCACAUCUGGAUCUACUCUUCGACUGUUCCACACAGAGACACUGAAACACCUCCAGGAUGUUAACAUUGCCACACCUGUUCACAAUAUGUUGCCAGGGCAGCAGCGUGUCUCUGUGACCAGCCUCCUGGUGUGCCAUGGGUUACUUCUGGUUGGAACAAACCUGGGUAUUAUAGUAGCCUUACCAGUGCCACGCUUGCAGGGGAUUCCCAAAGUAACUGGAAGAGGAAUGGUGUCAUACCAUGCACACAAUAGCCCAGUCAAGUUUCUUGUAACAGCUACAUCUAUAAACAAAAAGAACAGAAACAAAGUGAGAAACAGCCUCCCUCCUGGCUCAGAACCUAAGGACGAUGACCAAAAGAACGUUCUGCACAGUGAAAGACCUGGCUCUUCCCUUAGCAACGCCCAGGACACGGCAGUUUGGCUGGGGGAUUCAGCAGGGUCCAUUGCACAAAGAAGUGACUUGUCAUCAUCUUCUGGAUCCCUUACUUUGUCUCAUGGAUCAAGUUCCCUAGAACACAGACCAGAGGACAGUAACAUUUAUGAGCUUCUGAAGGAUCAAAAUAUCUCAUUUAAAAGUAAAAGACAGAAAUCUAAGAAAAUGAAAGCAAGUUCAGUAUUAGUAAUUUCUGGUGGCCAAGGACACAGAAGAGUGAACAAGAAGACCAAGCAGCAGCGACAAGAUGAACUAGUGUCUUCAGUGAUGGUCUGGCAAAUCCCACUAUUAAAUAUCUAACUGAACUAAUUCCAAGAUUGUUUUUGCUAUUAAAAAAAUGUGAUAUCCUUUUGUGGCUAAUGCCAGCUUAGGACCCAAGCAGAUAGGCUUUAUACACCUGGGAGCAAUUUCAGUAGGCUUGGAUCACAGGAUUAAGAGUGCAAGACAGUCUUCACAUCCUUAGAACAUUCUGCAGUGUUAGAGUAUUAGAAAAUGUUUAAUUAUUGGUGCUGUCUUUGAUACUUGGGAAAAAAAGGAAUGUUAGGGACUUUAAAAUGGUUUUAGAAUCUCUUACCUUAUUUAUACUCACAUUUAUAAAUAUCUUAAUUAUGUUCUAUAGCACUUAGGGAAGGCAAGGAAGACAUGCCAUGUCUCAUGCUGGAUUCUGCUUGCAUAAAUCAGUUGUUUCUACUUUUUCCAAAGUGACAUAUUUUGGAAAGAAGAGUAGAUUUUGGCAUGGAAGAGUAGAUUUUAACAAAUUAAUAAAUAUUUUUAAAUAAUAAGUAGUCUAAUGUGAGCUAGUAUUAAUUUGGCAAAAAUUAUAAUAGCUUAAAACUUCAUUCCACAUACCAGAGUUUGGCUGGAACAAAACUGGCUAAAUUAAUUAAUCAGUACUUUUUUAUUUCAACAUAGAACAUAGAUUUUUUUAAAAUACUAAUUUCUAAUGCUCAGUAUUAUUAGAAGUGUUGCAGUACAAAAAGCACAUUGUCUUGGUGUGAUGUGUAUGCAACUUGGUUUUGUUAUACACAAAGUUGCAAGCAUGUGAUGGCUUUGGGCAAAGAGAAAAUACAGAUACAAGACAGCUGUGCAUUGUAGUGCUGAUAACAUCCUCACUCUGCAACUCAAUAUCAAAGCUAAACAUGGAUUGUAACAUUUUUAAGGAGGCAUAGACAUCCAGUAAAUUAAUAAUGAAGUUAUUAAUUAGUGCAUUAAUUGAGAAGAUAUAUAUAUACUAAUAUAGGAAUAUCUAAAGGAAGUACAGGUAAUCACUCUAAGUCCUACAUUAGCUGAGUUGUGCUGUGUCCCCAGGCAAGCAUCUAUCAAAUAAUGUCACAGUGCAACAGCAGAGAUAUGGCCAUAUCUGAGCAGCAAGCACUUCUUUUCACCCAGUUUCAGCAAAGCACAGCCCUCUAAAUGGGUAUUGGGAAAGUGGGGUGCAGAGCUUCAUUCUAUCAGGCAAGUUGUCACUUUGGUACUGUAAAAAGGAUGAAUUCUAAGUAGGGACCUGACCAAUGUUUUAUUCAUUAAUUGAUGUAUUUCCAAAGGAAACUUUAAAUUUAGGAUUUGUACUGAAAUUGCCUGUUGCACAAAUCUCUGCACAUGUGAAAUACAAGCAAAAGGCUUCAGCCCAUAAAGACAUUGCCAGAAAUGGUGAUUUGCCCUGAAAUGGUUUUUGCUACUUCUAAUUCAAAGCCUUGAUUCCACCGUUUUUUUUUUUAAAUUUGCUUAGUUUAAAUCACUAUCUAAAUCACUAAUAAGGACAGUGUUUCCCAGCAUGUGCCAUUUCAAGGCAAACAGUACUAGAGACUGAAGUAUUUUUGUUGGAUAUAGUAGUAGGGUUGGGGGUUUUUAAAUGAUGUUGAAAUUUAUUUUCUUAAUUUUGCAACAGAUCUGUGCACAUCUAAAAUUUCCAAUUUGUUUGCUUUAAAAUGCAAGCCACUAUCAUGGUGACCCCAAAAUCAGUGUGUAGGCUGGCUGAGCAAGUUUGACAGAGCACUGGACUAACAUCAGGUCUUCCCUGAUGCCUGACACCAGUGCGGGGGACAGAAGGAAUGCUUUGACUGCUAAGUGGCACCAAAAUAGGCAUUUCAGAAUCAGGUAUGCAUCCUGGUUUCAGAGGCUUUGCCCACAUCUUCCAUUGAGUCAUAAUAGCAUGAAUUUCAAUGAGUCACAAAGGAUACUUGUUAUAGAUGGGAUUGUAGGCUUAGGAUCUUCAUUACUGUUUUGUGCUUUUCUUCCAUGUCUUUUGCUUUGUGUCUUGCAACUUCAGUUGGGUAUUGUCAGUGUUGGCAUAGACAUAGUGUUGGCUUGAGUCCUGGUAAGGAAAAAAAAAAAGGAAAAAAGCAGAGUGCCUCUAAGCCAGGCAACUGGCAACAUUUUCCCAAACUUUUCUUCUCCUCCCUGACCUACUGCUUAGGCUCCCCUAGCUUGAGAGAUCAAGGCCAGUUUCAUUUUAUAUACUCUUCCAUAGCUAUGGCCCUGGGAGCUGCUCUUUGCCCACUGUGUGGAAGUACUACGUUGUACAGUUUAAUGUAUGUAUGCUGAAAAGCAAGUUAAGAGAUUCUUCUGUGUAUAAAGCAUAUAUAAUCUAGUAUCCCUUGGCUCUGCUGCAGCAAAAAAACCACAGGUUUUAUUUCACAUGUUCCUCAGGCAUGGUAUUCCACGUCCCUGCCUUUAGGACUAGAGAAUCUCAUCUACUCCCUGAUAGAUCUUGAUCAGUAGGAGCAGUAAGUAAAGUCCACCACACACUCAACUGGAAAUCCAUGCAUUGCAGGAUCCCCUAGCAGUAGUUCCUUGAGAGUUGUAGAGACAUUUAUCCUGUUAGUUAAAAUGUAAUUUUUUUCAGUUCUAUAUAUAGAACAAAUCAAUAGAACAAAGUACAAAUCUGCUCUUCUGAAAGUACGUUGGAGUUUUGCCAGUGAUUUCUGUAAGAAAAGAAUGGGUCACUCAUCCAAUUCCCCUAUUUUGAAAAUAUCUAUUUAUCUUACUAAACUGUAAAGCAAAAGAGAAGCUGUAUGUCUGUCUUUAAAAAUACAUAUUGUCAUAAACUAGAUUUUAGUAAUUAACUGAGCACAAAGGGCAAUGUUCCUUUUUGAAAUGCAACUUUCUGGUAUUAUGUUACUACAAAAACAGGCAGGAACCAAAGUUUCUCUUACAGCUGACAAAUAGUCCUUAUAGCGUUGUAGACUGUGCUGCUCAGAGGUUGGAUUUUGCUUUCUGAUACUGCUUUUCUAGAUUAAUAGAAGUUAUGAAAAUAAUAGGAAAAAGGGGAGCAAAUGUUACCACUACAAUAUAUUCUAUAUAUGUUUUCUAACACUCAGUAGUGUCUUUUGUAACAUGAGCCAUAAAACUUGUGUAUUUAUGUUCAAAGUAUGAAUUGAGACAUAUGUUGAAUAAAAAAUACUAUAAAAAUUAACUUCAGAAGAACAUCUUCAGUUGUCAUUUUAACUAGAAGGUUAGAAUAUGGGUCAUGCAUUAAUGAAUAAUAUGGACUCAUGCAAGAGAAAAUAGUAUAUGUGGUUAGGAUUACAAAGAUGAAUUUUUUUUAGUUUUAUAUUUCUGCAAUUUAAAUGCCAGCAAAUGCAGUUUCUGAAAAUUAUGCAGUCAUUUAUUAUAAGGUUUGAUUACUGUAUCAGUAGAUUCAAAUAGUGUCUAAGCAGUAGAAUUUCUACUAUGCUGUGUGGAGUAAGCAUCAGCACUUGGGCAGCAUGCAUGCUGCAUAAAAAUGAGAAGCAUUAAUUUUGAAAAUGAGUAUUGCAGAGCAAAGGCUUUAAGAGAAGAAAUUAAUUUUCAGUUGUUAACAGGCAAUUCUUUCUAAUUAAUCUGCCCUAAAGGAUGCAUAAUCCCAUGAUUGUGUUUAAAUACAGAGACUUGUAUUUAUCAGACUCAGCAAUAGCCUUUUCGAGCAUACCUGUGCUAGUAUAAACAAACAAGAGCAUUUACUGAGAAUUCUUUGGUUGCUCGAAAGCUGCCUGUUUGCUCCUGGCUGUAUACAUCUCUUUAGUACAUGAUUGUGAAAAACAUCAAAUCAUAUGAGUGCAGGAUACCUGUGCACACCUGGAGACAGAUUCUGUCCCAAUGGGAAUUUACAGUUCAUUAUCUAUGGUGACAAUCUGAGGGCUAAAAUUGCUUACUGCCACUUUGAGAGAAGCCUGAAUAUUGGGAAGGGUUUCCUGAACUGUGGUUCAGUACUUAAAUUCCACUGUUCUAUUUCUUCUGUCCUGUUUAAUUUUCUAACUGCAUAUAGACAAAUUGGUUUUCGUAAAAUGCAUUUGCAGGUGAAUAUCAGUCAUUUGAAAGGUGCAGCUGUAAUGGAGCUGUAAUGCAUGAACUACUCUGUAUUGCAAUGAGUGACACCAUGGAACUGAUAACAGUAUUUUUAGAUUGCUUUACAUAGCUUCAUAGUAAUAAUACUUCACAUAAUAAUAGUCCUGUUAAGAAGGCAGAUUUGUAUCUGUAGCUAGGAAGAAAAUAAGUUGAAAAGCAUUUGCCUGACUUGAAGCUGUAUGGUGAGUCUGUAAAAGAACACAGAUUAAAGCCAUUGCUGCUCUCCAA
Lonchura striata (white-rumped munia) is the source of this 8440-nucleotide messenger RNA. NCBI's taxonomy places the organism in Eukaryota, Metazoa, Chordata, Aves, Passeriformes, Estrildidae. The record is from RefSeq and is a predicted model, not a curated record.